Rhodamnia argentea is the source of this 1681-nucleotide messenger RNA. Its product is annotated as probable WRKY transcription factor 32. Gene Ontology annotation, biological process: regulation of DNA-templated transcription. Lineage: Eukaryota; Viridiplantae; Streptophyta; Magnoliopsida; Myrtales; Myrtaceae. The coding region runs from base 52 to 1497 and encodes 481 amino acids. The transcript has 5 exons. Gene Ontology annotation, molecular function: sequence-specific DNA binding; DNA-binding transcription factor activity. The record is from RefSeq and is a predicted model, not a curated record.
GUGAUUACUUGCGACAGACUUUUUGAUCGGCAAGGGAGUCACCAGUCGUCCAUGGAGGAGGACGGGGGCGACAGCUCCGGAGCGCUCCUAACCGAGGACGAGCCGGAAGAAUCGGACUCGCAGUCGGAGUCGGAGGAGGAGCGGCUCCGCGACCUGCAGGAGUUCAGGGUCUCGCGGCUCGGGGAGCUCCGGGGCUCGGCUCCGGCGGGAGGCUCGCCGUUGAAGACGCCGAGCCGUUGCGCGGGUUCGCAUGCGGAUUCUGCGUCGAGAGAGGAGCCAGAGGUACGAGCUAAACAGCCGUAUGGGGAACAUGGAUCUGACAUCGCGGGCGAGGUAGCAGAAACUUACUCCAGGAACCAGCGUACUGUUUGUCCGUAUAUUUCAUCAGAACCGUCGACAGUUUCUGUUUCUCAGUCCAUUUCACCAGUUGCCAGUUCGACUCCUCUAGACCAUAAACUGCCACCAACUACAAAGGUUACAGAUUCAUGUACCGUACAUGCUAUGGUACGGAAUUCUUCUGAUUGUGGAACUACAUCUGCUGUGAAGGCAUCUAGAGGAGAUGGGUACAGUUGGAGGAAAUAUGGUCAGAAGCAAGUUAAAAGUCCUAGAGGUUCUCGUAGCUACUUUAGGUGCACUAAUUCAGAAUGUUCUGCCAAAAAGAUCGAGUGCUCUGAUUUGUCCAGCCACACAAUAGAGACUGUUUAUAGAAGUUCACAUAAUCAUGAUCCACCUCAGAAAGUCAGAGAUGGGCGACGGAGGAAUCUGGUCAAGUCUGCCGGAAUCGUUGCGGAGAGUGAGGUUGUCGAACAUCCGGUAAGAAUGCUCACUGAGUCAGAUCCAUAUGUAGCUUCAAGAGAACGAAAAAAUGAAUUACCCUCUUCAGUUCCUGAAAGAGAAAUAGAAAAGGCAAAUGGCUUUGAUGCAAAAGAUGGAAUUGUGGCCAAACAGGAGAAUGACAAUAAUCCAGGGCCGAAGCCGAGGGGGAAGAAAAAUGGGUUGUUCCGCUCGAGUUCUCCCUUAAAACCAGGGAAGAAACCAAAAUAUGUUGUGCAUGCUGCGGGUGACGUUGGGAUAUCUGCUGAUGGAUACAGAUGGCGCAAGUAUGGACAAAAAAUGGUUAAGGGAAACCCUUAUCCAAGGAACUACUAUAGAUGCACCUCUGCUGGAUGCCCUGUACGUAAACAAGUUGAAACAGCAAUAGACAAUGCUAGUGCUGUCACAAUAACUUACAAGGGGAUUCAUGACCAUGACAAGCCAGUGCCCAAGAAAAGGCAAGGCCCACCACGCGCCCGUUCGAUCAUAGCUGCUACUCCAGAUUCGUUGCACAGUACACCAAUCAAGAAGUCAGAUGGAUUGCGAAAUCAUGCUUCACCGAUGCAGUGGUCCGUGGAUUCAGAAGGGGAGUUAUCAAGCCAGGCCCUAGACUUGGGAGGUGAGAAGGCCAUAGAAUCAGCUAGAACUCUUCUGAGCAUUGGUUUUGAAAUCAAGCCCAGAUGAACGAAGACUGGGGGGAAAGAGAUAAAGCUUGUGCUCUUGUUAAAAAUGACCACAGACAGAUUUUCGGCUUUUUACUUCCACCGGUUUUGCUCUGUAGUUUUGCUUCGGUUAUUCUGCCAAUCUUCCUGUUUGCAUAUUGUUACACAUCCGGUCUUUAUAAAAAUGAGUGAGUGGUGUGUCUCCA